Acanthopagrus latus (yellowfin seabream) is the source of this 1444-nucleotide messenger RNA. It is a transcript of the gene rab25b, whose product is annotated as RAB25, member RAS oncogene family b. Gene Ontology annotation, cellular component: recycling endosome. The record is from RefSeq and is a predicted model, not a curated record. The transcript is spliced from 5 exons. NCBI's taxonomy places the organism in Eukaryota, Metazoa, Chordata, Actinopteri, Spariformes, Sparidae. Gene Ontology annotation, molecular function: GTPase activity; GTP binding. Gene Ontology annotation, biological process: exocytosis. Bases 300 to 926 code for a protein of 208 amino acids.
UGACACAAGCCCCGCCUGCUGCAGCGCAGCAACCUGGACACACUCAGCAUGUCGUGUUCAAACAAGCCAGCUUUCUGUUAACUCAGAUAGGGAAGGGUGGUGAAGGGCAGAAAGCUGGCGACUAACAUUCAUGUGUCAAAACAUCUCUGCAGCCAUUUUCUUUCCUGAAGCCUUAAAGGAACUGAGGGGCAGGCAGCUUGUGGUGUGAGUCAGUGUCAUCUUACAUCCUGCAAUCAGUCCCCGGAGUGGUGGAGACGCGGCAGCAGACUGUGGGGGCAGCAACAUUGAAUGGACAGAAUAUGGGGUCAGACGAGGCCUACAACUUUGUCUUUAAGGUGGUUCUAAUAGGAGAAUCUGGUGUAGGGAAGAGCAACCUGCUGUCUCGCUUCACCAAAAACGAGUUCAACCAUGACAGUCGCACAACCAUCGGGGUGGAGUUCAGCACGCGGACAGUGCAGCUCAACAGCUUCACCAUCAAGGCCCAGAUCUGGGACACGGCCGGGCUGGAGCGAUACCGGGCCAUCACUUCUGCGUAUUACAGAGGCGCCGUUGGAGCCCUGCUGGUCUACGACAUCACCAAACACCUUACCUAUGAGAGUGUGGAGCGCUGGCUGAAGGAGCUGUACGAACACGCUAAACCCAACAUCGUGGUCAUGCUGGUGGGCAACAAGACUGACCUGGAGUCAGAGAGAUCUGUGCCAACCGAGGAGGCUCGAGACUUUGCAGAAAAGAAAGGUCUUUUGUUUCUGGAGACCUCUGCUUUGGCAUCAACUAACGUAGAGGCAGCAUUCAACAACGUCCUAGAAGAGAUUCACAAGCGGGUGGGCAGUACUGAAGGGGUUCGGAGCUCCAUCAGUGCCGUGUCCUUGAGCAGCUCCAGAGGAGAAAACACAGAGGAACAGAAGCCGUGCUGCAGGAACCUCUGAUCACGAGGUCCUCGAGAAUCCCAGGGUCCUCAGAGUGGUCGACGGGCGAACUCCUCCUUCACCCACAACCCUGUGCUAGAGCUCGACGACAGGCGGGCGACUCGCCACCUGCAGGUGUCAAUAUAAACGGUCCAGGCUUAAGUGAUGUCACUGUGAAACGACUGAUUCACACGUUUUACAAACUGCGUGGUGGCAAGUGGUAUUCAAAAGAUGAUUAUGUGAAUGAAUGCAGCUGGAGACCAACAUCAAUCUAUCAACAGUACCUGCUGACUAUUGAGCAUAGGUCAAAAUCAGAAAAAUUAAUAAAACUGUGUUACCUGUUAGAUGAUAUAUUUAUAAUCCAUGCAAAGAAUUGGCACCAUGGCACGUUUAAUGUUGUAAAUGUAAAUGACACGAUGAUAAAGUUGGUAUGUAUGGACUGUGAGUCUUGCUCUCAAUGUUGUGUGUUGUGCUCCAGCUGAUCUAAGAUGAGUCAGAUUUCAUUUCUGUUGAGGAAUAAACAAUUUAUGGAGACAGUU